Molecule: messenger RNA, 660 nt
Organism: Rhododendron vialii
Lineage: Eukaryota; Viridiplantae; Streptophyta; Magnoliopsida; Ericales; Ericaceae
Exons: 2
Coding region: 16-660 (214 amino acids)
Source: RefSeq, a predicted model, not a curated record
UAUUAUGUUGCCAACAUGUCGGGUCCGACCCGACCCGACCAUAUGUACAUAUAUACUCUAUACAUAUUCUACUCAGUCCUUUUGAGUCCAAAGAGAACCCUAAAGCCGCCGCAGCAGUCCUCUGAAUCUCUGAUCCUCCCUCCCAUACACCUCUCUCUCUCUCUCUCUUUAACAGAAGAACCUCCGGCUCCAAUCCAUCAUCCAUGGCUGCUCCUCCACCUCUUCCCCUGCUCUCCACCCUUACCCUCUCUUCUCACAGCUUCUCCGCCGCCGACCCACCGUCCACGGCCACCUGCCCACCGCCAUCGCCUUGCCGUUUUGUCAUGGCAAUGCUGGUGGACGAAGGACAAAUUAUGUGGCCAACGGAGGACGAUCGCAAUAUCGGAGCGCAACACGGAAAAUGUCCUAGAAAAUACGGACACUCCGUUUGAUUGUUAUUGGAGUGUCCAAUGCAUCAUUCAAUGCACACUCGACAAGCACCUUUGGCAUGUACUAUUAAAACUAUCCCAAAAGGAAAAAACAAGUUACAACGAACUUUUCUUGUUUAUCUCGUCGAAUGAGAGAGACAUUCGUCUUUUCAGCAGAAAUCUAGCCAACAAUUCCAAGUGUUCCCUCAACAAUCUAAUUGAAGCACCUGCAUUUUGGGAGCUGAACAUCUAG